AUGGUCGUCCUGCGUCUUGCCCGUCCUGCGCGCCAGGCGCUACGGUCCUCGCUGACGGCUGCCGGCUGCUGCUGCCGGCGAAAUCCCGUCGCUGCGGCCGUGCGGUUUGCUUCGUCGGAUGGCAGCGACCGGAGCAGUGCGCCGCCGGCCGCACAGGCGGGACCUCUGGACGUGCUGGUGGACCACGAGCUGCAGCUGGGCGAGCUGCCGGGAGCGUCGUUCCGCGUGGAGCCGCUGCGACGAGUGGGCGAAGACCCGACCACGAAGCGGGCGCGAUUGUUAUACCAGUCUCGCAAGCGUGGCACGCUCGAGUCCGACCUCCUCCUCUCGACCUUUGCCGCCCAGCAUCUCGGCUCCAUGACAGCCGCCCAGCUGGACGAAUACGACCGCUUCCUGGACGAGAACGACUGGGACAUCUACUACUGGGUCACGCAGGACGAGGGCGAGGCUGCUGAAGCUGCCCGGCUGGUUCGUGAGGCUGCCGGCGACAACGUCACGCCGCGCCCCGAACACGAGUGGGCACAGACCGUCGGCACGUUCCGGCCGGCCUAUCGUCCUGUGCCCGCUCGCUGGCAGACUAGCGAGAUCCUCCGCCUGUUGCGCCAGCAUGUGCGCGAACGGUCUGCCGAUGGCGCCCCUGUCGCCCGCGACGUCGUCCAGUCGGAGCCCGUCGUCGUUGCCGCCACCGCGGCUGCGGCCAAGAAAAAGGGCAUGGCCUUUAUGCCGCCGCUGUCGCACUUUGACAGAACCUGA
Molecule: messenger RNA, 753 nt
Organism: Grosmannia clavigera kw1407
Lineage: Eukaryota; Fungi; Ascomycota; Sordariomycetes; Ophiostomatales; Ophiostomataceae
Product: tpr repeat protein
Exons: 2
Coding region: 1-753 (250 amino acids)
Biological process (GO): mitochondrial electron transport, succinate to ubiquinone; tricarboxylic acid cycle; mitochondrial respiratory chain complex II assembly
Cellular component (GO): mitochondrion
Source: RefSeq, a predicted model, not a curated record